AUGUCAGACCUCAUACGAGACGCGCCCAUUGGGCAGCUCAUUCGAUGGGUGACCAAGAACCGAGUCCUCCUCUACCCAGAAGAAAAGCCCGACUUCCAAUGCCCAACCUGCUACAUCGACCCCGAAGCCGCAGCCAAAGCACAACACUCCCAACUAACCUCCCACGCCAACACGAACUCCUCUCUACCCGAGAAAGAAGACCCGGAAAAAGACGACCCCAUCGACGCCGAAAAGGCCCACCAAGAAGCCGCCGAAGACGACGCCGCAACAGAGCAGCCACACGUCCUAGGCGUCGACCGACCAACCCUCCAAUCCCUGCCCACCGCCCGCUCCGACCUCGAGCGCAACAUCACCAACAAAUCCUCCCUCGCCGAACUCACCAGCACCAAAUCCCGCAUCUCGCGCAUCGGCACCCGCGCCACCCUCCAACAAUCCAAAACCCGCGAGGAGCUCGAAGAAGCCUUCGCAGCCUCCGCUCUCGCCAAGGAGCCCACCCGCCCGAUCAUCCCGCAGCGCACGAGCGAGGGCUACAUCCUCGUCGACUGGUACACCGAGGGCGACCCGGAGAACCCGCAGAACUGGAGCGCGGGCAAGAAGUUCCUCGCCAGUUUGAUGAUCUACCUGUACACGACGGCGGUGUACAUGGGCUCGUCGAUCAUCACGGCCGGCGCGGAGGGCAUCAUGAGGGAGUUUCAUGUGGGUCCCACGCCGGUUAGUCUGGACCUGGCGCUGUAUACGCUGGCCUAUGGAUUGGGACCUCUCCUCUUCAGUCCGCUGUCUGAGAUUCCGAGUAUUGGGCGGAACCCGCCUUAUAUGAUCACCAUGGCCAUCUUCGUCAUCCUCUGUGUGCCGACGGCGUUGGUGGAGAACUUCGCUGGCUUGCUCGUUCUGAGGUUCCUUCAGGGCUUCUUUGGAUCGCCUUGUUUGGCGACAGGAGGCGCAAGUUUAACAGACAUCUAUUCCCUCAUAAAGCUGCCCUACGUUCUGUGCAUCUGGGCUUUUGCCGCGACAUGCGGUCCUGCCCUCGGCCCCGUCAUAUCAGGCUUCUCCGUUUCCGCCGAGAAUUGGCGCUGGGCAAUCUGGGAAAUGCUCUGGCUCUCCGGCCCCAUCUUCCUCGCCAUGCUAAUCUUCCUCCCCGAAACCCUCCCCGCGAACCUCCUCCUCCGCCGCGCCCAACGCCUCCGAAAACUUACCGGCGACACGCGCCUCAAAUCGCAAUCCGAAAUCGACCAAGCGAACCUCAACCCGCGCGAGGUCGCCUUCGAAGCCCUCGUCCGCCCGAUCCAGCUCAUGAUCAUGGACCCGGCCAUCGGCUUCACAGCCUUGUAUGUCGCGCUGUGCUACGGCAUCUACUACUCCUUCUUCGAGGCCUUCCCCUUAGUCUACAUCGAGAUGUACCACUUCAAUCUGGGCCAGCUGGGCCUCACCUUCCUCUCCAUCACCGUCGGCGUGCUGAUCGCCAUCGCGGCGUUCUGGGCUUACCUCUGGUUCUACCUCGAGCCCAAGAUCCGGCGCGUCGGACUCGGCGAGCCUGAGGAACGCCUCAUUCCCGCGAUAUUCGCGUCCUUCCUGUGUCCCAUCGGCUUGUUCAUCUUCGGCUGGACGAGUAAUCCGGAUAUCUACUGGAUUGUGUCCGUCAUUGGGAUUAUGAUUUUCACCAUUGGGAUUUUUAUCAUCAUGCAGUGUAUUUUCGUUUACUUGCCUUUCGUCUACCCACAAUACUCCGCCUCCCUCUUCGCCGGCAACGACUUCGCGCGCUCAACGCUCGCAUUCGCGGCGGUGCUCUUCUCCCGACCGAUGUACAUCAAUCUGAAUAUCGGGCCUGGGUGUAGCUUACUCGGUGGACUGACCGCCGGCUGUAUUGUGGGCGUGUUUGCGCUGUACUUUUUCGGGAAGAGCUUGAGGGCUAGGAGUCGGUUUUCUGCGAAGUAG
Molecule: messenger RNA, 1932 nt
Organism: Zasmidium cellare ATCC 36951
Lineage: Eukaryota; Fungi; Ascomycota; Dothideomycetes; Mycosphaerellales; Mycosphaerellaceae
Exons: 3
Coding region: 1-1932 (643 amino acids)
Biological process (GO): xenobiotic detoxification by transmembrane export across the plasma membrane
Molecular function (GO): fluconazole transmembrane transporter activity
Source: RefSeq, a predicted model, not a curated record